AUGGAGGAUCACAUCCCUGUCCCGUACCAGCCAGACUCCAGCAGUAACCCCUCCUCCACCACCUCCUCCACACCUUCCUCACCCGCUCCACCCCUCCCUUCCAGUGCCACCCCUCCCUCCCCCCUACACCCUUCCCCACAGUCAGCACGGCAACAGAAACAGUUCAACUUCACAGCUUCUUCUUACUUCAAAUACAAGCAGCAGUUCAUCUUCCCAGACGUGUCCCCGGCACCAGAGGCUCCUAACAGAACACCCCAGGUCAUCCUUCACCCUGUCCUGUCUGAGCCUGGAAUCGAGGUCAACCCUUUAAACCCUUUACUACAGAUUGAAGUUGAACCGACAUCAGACAAUGAGGAGGGCAACGAUGAGGCGGAGUACUCGGAGGAUGAGUUUGAGGAGAUGAACCUGUCUCUGCUGUCAGCCCGUAACUUCCCCCGUAAAGCCAGCCAGACCUCCAUCUUUCUCCAGGAGUGGGACAUCCCCUUCGAACAGCUAGAGAUAGGGGAGCUCAUCGGGAAAGGUAAUAGACAGACUUAAAUAAAUCAGCCUCUGACAAGAUCAACAGACUCCAUCACCAUCAUCUGACCAGCUCUCUCCGCUCAAGCCAGGAACUGACCCUUUCCAUCUCCGGAGGAUGCAGCUUUCAAAGACUUGGCCUCUAUUGGUUGACUUGUCAUGAUAUAU
Molecule: messenger RNA, 684 nt
Organism: Oncorhynchus tshawytscha (Chinook salmon)
Lineage: Eukaryota; Metazoa; Chordata; Actinopteri; Salmoniformes; Salmonidae
Product: kinase suppressor of Ras 2-like
Exons: 6
Coding region: 1-537 (178 amino acids)
Source: RefSeq, a predicted model, not a curated record